UGAGGACUACACCCAAGCGCCUGUCCGAAUGCAGCGGCUUCUCUUCGUUUCCUAGACCAGAAGAAAGCCGGGACGUGACGGAGCCGGGGGGGUUCUGCUUGCUGGAGGCCCGAUAAAUACAGCUUAUUCACUGCUUCUUCGUCGCUCAAGAGACCUUUGUGAUCUAACUUGACCCUUCGUCUUUUUCCGUCCUAAAACUAAUUUCACAAACAUGUCCUGGCAAAGCUACGUGGACAACCUGAUGGCUGAUGGCAGCUGCCAGGACACGGCCAUUGUUGGGUACACGGACGCCAAAUACGUCUGGGCAUCUUCUGUCGGCGGUACAUUUGCCAACAUAACGCCUGAAGAAAUUGACGUGAUAACAGGGAAGGACCGUGAGGCAUUCUUCUGCGGUGGGAUGACCUUAGGCAAUAAGAAGUGCUCCGUAAUCAGAGACAGCCUCCCUGUUGACGGCGACUGGACAAUGGACAUCCGGACAAAGAGUUCAGGAGGAGAGCCAACAUACAACAUUUCUGUAGGCAGAGCCGGCAAAGCAUGGGUUUGUACAAAUGCAGUUGUUUGUUUUCUAAACAAAAAAAGAAAAAAAAACAAUGUAGUGAGAAUUUUCUUCAGAUAUUCCCACCCUUACCUACCCUGUAGCUUCAGUUUUUUUUGUAACCAUAGUACGCAUUAUUGUCUGGUUAGUGUUUCCUUCAUCAAAAAGAGUUAGCAGUCAUCCUUCACAUGGUUUAGAGCAAUUGUAUAAACACCAGAGCUUCGACUACACUUGGUCCUAUAAAAAGAAAAAGAAAUUCAAACUGGACACGUUCCAGAUGGUUGUAUGCUGGGAUAACUACUGUCCAAAAAUGGCAGCCUUUCCAAAGAUAAACAAAAGAAAAUAUAUUACAGGAGCUGGCAAACAAAAACAGUAUUAAGUGCCUGAGCCAUUGUUACUGUGGAAUGUCCUUGGGGUUUUCGUGUUGUGAUGACGGGAGGAGAGGCUACCGGCAUCUGGACGACAAACACUCUCAAAUCCGGCUCAUGGUCGUCAGCUGAGCCGUUCCGAGCACCCCCC
Notothenia coriiceps (black rockcod) is the source of this 1054-nucleotide messenger RNA. Its product is annotated as profilin-2-like. The transcript has 3 exons. Lineage: Eukaryota; Metazoa; Chordata; Actinopteri; Perciformes; Nototheniidae. The record is from RefSeq and is a predicted model, not a curated record. The coding region runs from base 212 to 709 and encodes 165 amino acids. Gene Ontology annotation, cellular component: cytoplasm. Gene Ontology annotation, biological process: actin cytoskeleton organization; positive regulation of actin filament bundle assembly; regulation of actin filament polymerization. Gene Ontology annotation, molecular function: actin binding.